Fraxinus pennsylvanica is the source of this 933-nucleotide messenger RNA. NCBI's taxonomy places the organism in Eukaryota, Viridiplantae, Streptophyta, Magnoliopsida, Lamiales, Oleaceae. The record is from the annotation of a GenBank genome assembly.
AUGUUUCCGGCACCGGAUCUGGUUCAUUAUGCGUGCAUUGCCAGGGGCAUCACUGUGUUGGCCGAGUUCAAUUCGAAGGGUGAGAAACUUAGAUCGAUCGCCGAAAAAUGUUUGGAGAAAACGCCGCCGUUUCAUUCCACAUUUUCCCACACAGUCCCGUCCCAAACAUAUACUUUCUUGAUCGAUGACCAGUUUGUUUAUUUUGCGAUUUUUGAUGAAAAACUGGAUAAAUUUGAGGGAUUGGGCUUUCUCAGGAGCGUAAAAAAUGCGUUUGAUAAGUUUUUCCAGGUUGAUCUGGGGAAGAAGAGGUUGGAACGGGUGAGUUCUCAUUGUUUUCAGGGGGAAUUCAAUCCGGUUUUCCAUCGGUUACUGGGUCAGGGACCGGGACCUGGACCUGAACCUGAACCGGAGGUUCCAAGAGGGGAAAGAUUGGAUCAAAGUGGCAGUCUGUAUUCCGAGUCAGGCUAUCUGGGUAUGCCAAAUGGGGAUCCAUCGAUGAAUUUGAAGAAGAAAAUGAAUAGAUUGUUUGGGGAUUUUAAGAUUGGCAGUGGGGGCCUGAAGGGUAAAGGAGGUGUCGAGAAGAAAGUCGACAUUGGGGGUGAAGACGACGAUAGGGGCGGGAUUUUAUUGAGCCGGGAGUAUUCGGUGGCAAUGCAUAAGAAUGGGAUGUACUCCGGUGAAUUGAUGGGAAACCACAACCAUAACAAGGCCAAGAAAUCUGGUUGUGUGUUUGCCGCGGUUUCAAAUGCAUCGAUAGUUGAGUUGAUUCAGGAAAUGACGCAAACUACAUUUUUUUCAGUUAUCUGUGCUGUUCUGCAAUGGCAGUUUGCUUCUGCUUCUGAUGUUCUUUUCCCGAAUUUUACUUUACACUGGAAAGGUUAUGUAACAUGGAUGCCCUGCCCCAGUCCGUCUGUUGUCCCACCUAAGAGAUGA